UACCAUAAUUUUUUUACCAGCCCAACAUGGCGGCAUGAUCAAAUCCAUUUUCUUGUUGUUCUCGCUACACAUCCGUCAUAAGUUGAUAUGAUGAACGAUCCUGAUGCGGAGCGGCCGCGGUCGCGUUCCCAGUCACCCCUGCCACCCGCUUGGUUCGAAUUUCUGCUCGAUCCUUCGUUGCUGUCCAAACAUUUGUCCACAGAAAGUCCAGACCCUUCGGCCUCCCAGCUGAUCGUCCAGUUCCUUGACCAGGCCACCAGGACCAUGGUGAAUGAGCAGAACCAGAUCCUGCCUCCUGCCGAUAACAAACGUAACCGGGCACUCAGGCACCUGGCACUGCAGGCAGCCGCACACCUGCGCUGGGACCUCAACCAACUGGAGACCAGCCUGUCGAACCAUCACACGAAUCUGUUGCUGAACGAGCUGCUACGUGUGGCUCGCAGCCCCACGGAUGUGAAGCACACGGAGAUUGACCUGGCGUCCAUCCCUGACUACACCACCAUCGCACUGGUCCUGUAUCACAGAUGGGCCAUCCGAGUGGUAGUGUCCAGUUCUUUCCCUGUCAAACCUGUCAGAACAUUUCCUAAUAACAUGCUGGGAACUGCCCAGGCAGCUGGAGAAAUUGCAGAAGCCUUACUGAAGGUGUUACGUGACCAGUUACCCGACUCCGUGUGUAUCCUGGAGAACUGUGUGGCUCUGCAGCGCCCCCUACACCUGCCGACGGUGCAGUCCCUGGGUGAUCCUGAGGAGGGGGUACAGGAGGGGGGGCUGCUGCUCAGCACAGAGGAUAUCACCUGCCAGGUUCAGUAUGACCUGGGUACCCUGUACUUCCAUCAACAUGAGUACCAGAAAGCACUGAAGUCUUUCACUUCUUCUUACCAACUUAUAAAGGAGCUGAGCGAUCCGAUCUUCUGUAAGAUCGAUGUCCCGAAGCUGGAGGGUUACCUGAGUGCAUGUCAGGGGCUUGCUGGGAUAGCUCCCUCCGUCAAACCUUCCUCCCUCUUCGAUGAAGUGGAACAGUCCAGAAAAAGCAAUUACAAGGGUUUACUGGAGCUGCUGGUGAGAGACAACCUGACAGCAGAGGUUCCCACGUCUUACAGACACUUCCUGGAGCAGGAGCUGGAGAAAAAAACUAGGAAGGAAGACAAGUUACAGGACACCUGGCUGAAGGUGUGCUGCUGUAAUGCAGUAUCUAAUGUGGUGCAGGGCCGACCUGUACAGCCCAGCUUCACACACCUGGUGCCACACCUGUCCCAGGAUAUGGUCCACUUCCUCAUCAAGAUUUGUAAGCAGUCAGUUCAUUCCACAGACCAGAGGCAGCAUGCAAGGAUGGUGGAUUUUAUAGGACAUGUGUUGCGACACAUGAGUGGUAGUGUGGUGUUGGAGUCAGUAUUGGAGACGUCUAAAGACCUCCUGACAACACAAGAACUGGAGACCAUCAGGGCACAGUACAUCCCACAGCAGACAGCCAUUCCUAACUACACAGGGGAGAGACCUCACACUAAUACAGGCAGCCGGCAGCAGCAGCAGUGUGACCUGGAACAGGCUCUGAUGAACACCCUCAGCCCCAAGACUAUCCAGAGACUGGUCAUGGAGCUUCAUGGCAUGGCAACAGACUCCGCCUACUGCGUACCUUACCACAAGUGGGAGAUGCCCCGUGAGUAUGUAUCGUUCCUGUGGGACCAUCACAACUCAGUAGGCAGUGUCACUCAUGAUGUCGUGUACCUCAUCCUGGCCAAGGCACUGCACUGUGCAAGUAUGAAGGACUUCCCAACAGCGAGAGUUCUGCUGCGUCACGGCGUGGAGCAGGUGCGGGCGCUGUCCUUCCGGCUGGGCGCGAUCGUGCACAACGAGCUGCUGCUGCUGGACAUCACGGACCACGCCAGCCGGCGGGACGGCAGGAAGGCUGCCCAGGAGCUGGUGCAGGCUGUCAAGAACCAGCUCAGCACCAGGAUCCCUGAGGUUCCUGUGAGGAAGGAACUGCAUGAGACCAUGGCAGCAUUCCUGCUCAACAUACGAGAGUUUGAGUAUCUGUUCCAGUCUCGCAACACUGUCGGGGUCUACAGCAAUAGCUAUUUGUGGCUGGCCCACCUGAUAGCCAGUGUUAGUAAGGAUCUCCCCAUGCUCAAAUCCUUCAGGCAGCCUGGCAGGGAACUAUGGGACUUUGUGGUAUCAGUCUUCGUGGACAGUCACCAGCACAAGAGAGGGAGUGAUGGGAAGGCCAUGGGCAUGAUGCAGAGGGACUCAGCUAUCUCUCCUCUCACCAGGACAGAGUUCUUGGACUUUCUGAAGAACAUUCAGGACCCAGUUUGUCUAAGUUUGAUGGUCUCCUGUCUUGCUAAAAUUAUCAACAUCUUACAGGAUGAUUCCAACAAAGACGUCAGCAAUGAUUAUGCCACCCUGUGGCCACAGGGUCUGGGGAAUCAUAAAAACACCCAUGUGUCUGAUGACUCCGUGGCCCUGGUGCUGAGAGAGUUGUUAGGACAUGCCCUGUCUAUCAACCCUGGGCGACCUUCAUGGCUCAAAACACAGGCUGAUCUCAGCUAUGCUGCAGGCCAGUACUCUGCAGCCCUGCGGUUUUACCUGCAGGCUGGGAUGGUCUGCAGUGACUACUUCACUCACCAGGUGCCUAAGGGAGUGUACGAUGAGCAGGUGUACAAAAGGAUGAUCAAAUGCUGUAAGGAGCUCCAGUGCCACACUCAUGUGGCAGUGCUGUGCCAAUUUCUGAAGGAAGUGGACUAUUCCACAGCUUUCAAGGUACUGCAGGAGAGAAACAGCUAUGAUGCCAUGGAUGAUUAUUACGACUACUUCUGGGAUGUGGAUAUACUGGAGUAUCUUGUCAACAUUCAUACCAAGAAAGGUGAAUUGGACAAGAGACAAGCAGUGCUACAGGUGCUGGGCCAACAGGAGUUGAACUCCAGUAACAGCGAGGAUGUCCUGAUACGUGCAGCCAACGCCAGGAAGAGCAGAUUCUUCCGUAUCUUGUGUAAGAUGUAUGUUUAGUGACAACCCAGCAGAGGACAUUUUUGAGGUGCAAAAUAUGACAUUACAGGAAGCUACAAGAAAACGUACGGCAACAGGACUAUGGAUAACUUUGAUGGCAAUUGACUGAUCUGUGGAUGGUGGAUAGCAAGUUACACAUUUCCAAUAAACGCCAUUAAAAAUUCAGUUGUUUUUUAGGCACAGGAAUCAUAUCCUCCCUUGUUGCCCCAAAUCCUAGAUAUCUAAAGUGUACAAAAAUACCUCCAUUGCCAAUCAACACUGAAGACCCACCAUGCAUACAAUAAAUUUUCAUGUAGGUAA
Molecule: messenger RNA, 3303 nt
Organism: Branchiostoma floridae (Florida lancelet)
Lineage: Eukaryota; Metazoa; Chordata; Leptocardii; Amphioxiformes; Branchiostomatidae
Product: integrator complex subunit 8-like
Exons: 28
Coding region: 88-3003 (971 amino acids)
Biological process (GO): snRNA 3'-end processing
Cellular component (GO): integrator complex
Molecular function (GO): protein binding
Source: RefSeq, a predicted model, not a curated record